Zychaea mexicana is the source of this 1063-nucleotide messenger RNA. RefSeq lists its product as uncharacterized. Gene Ontology annotation, molecular function: oxidoreductase activity. The transcript is spliced from 6 exons. NCBI's taxonomy places the organism in Eukaryota, Fungi, Mucoromycota, Mucoromycetes, Mucorales, Lichtheimiaceae. The coding region runs from base 27 to 914 and encodes 295 amino acids. The record is from RefSeq and is a predicted model, not a curated record.
AGCCUCUGCCCGAAUAGUUAAAAAAAAUGAUGUGGCCAUUAUCUGAUUUUCUUCGCCGCUUGUCUCGCUCUCAAACCAUGGAUUCCCUUGCUCCUUACAUUCCAUAUGCUCUCUCUGCUGUCCUCGCAGCAUCCACUGCAUUCUACUUUGUGAGCAAAAAGAAGGGAGCAGUCUUGGAUCCCAAGAACUUUAAGAAUUUCAAGCUCGUUGAAAAGAUUGUCAUUUCUCCAAACACUGCUUUGUACCGCUUUGCACUUCCACGCAAGGAUGCCAUUCUCGGUUUGCCCAUUGGUCAGCACAUUUCAGUAAUGGCUGAAAUCAACGGCAAGGAAAUCACGCGUAGCUACACACCCACGAGCUCUGACGAAGACCGUGGCCAUUUCGACCUACUUAUCAAGUCGUAUCCUACCGGUAACAUCUCUAAACUCUUUGGUGAGCUCAAGCUCGGCGAUGCGAUUGCCGUCCGUGGACCCAAGGGUCAAUUUUCGUACACGCCCAACAUGGUGCGUGCGUUCGGCAUGAUUGCAGGCGGUACUGGUAUUACUCCCAUGCUUCAAAUUGUUCGCGCCAUUUGCCGAAACCCUCAAGACAAGACUGUCGUCAACCUUAUUUUCGCCAACGUCAACGAAGAGGAUAUUUUGCUCAAGAAGGAAUUGGACGAAUUAGCUGCUGCUCAUGACAACUUUAACGUAUACUAUGUGCUCAACAACCCCCCUGCUGGUUGGACUGGUGGUGUCGGCUUUGUCACUGCUGAUAUGAUCCGCGAGCACUGCCCUGCCGCAGCCAAGGAUGUCAAGGUUCUUCUUUGCGGUCCUCCACCCAUGAUCAAGGCCAUGUCCACCGCAACACUCGAAUUGGGCUUCGAGAAGUCCCGUGCUGUAAGCAAGAUGGAAGACCAGGUUUUCAAGUUUUAGAUUGCCCGUUUGAAAUUUCUAAGAGCCCACUAAACAUUUUGUUUACAUUCAAAAGUAUAAAGAGUCCAUGAUGAUAAAAAAAUAUACACGAACGUCUAUAAACAAUUCUUUUCCAGAGUAUUUAAGAUGCUAGCAAUGCUAUCUUUUUA